Staurois parvus is the source of this 366-nucleotide messenger RNA. Lineage: Eukaryota; Metazoa; Chordata; Amphibia; Anura; Ranidae. The record is from the annotation of a GenBank genome assembly.
UGUCAGCGCGUGCACACUGCUUUGGAAGCCUGUGCACAGCACAGCCAUGCAAAGCAGUGUGAUUACAGUGAAACACAAACACACCUAGCACACAGUUGACCCUUUGAUCACUUCUCAUGUUAAACUCUUCCUGCCCAGUGCCAUUAGUACAAUGUCAGUGCUUUUUUUUAGCACUGAUCACUGUAUUGGUGUCACUGGGGAUCUCAGUGACUCCAAGUCAGUUCCCCCCAGUGUCAGAAUUCUCACCACAGCCCGCAGUCCCACAAUAAAAGGUGUUGAUCACUGCCAUUACUAGUAAAAAUAAAAAAAAAAAAAAAAACAGUAUCUAUACCACCACUAUAACUUUUACAUAAACCAAUUAACUUA